Castor canadensis (American beaver) is the source of this 1138-nucleotide messenger RNA. Lineage: Eukaryota; Metazoa; Chordata; Mammalia; Rodentia; Castoridae. The record is from RefSeq and is a predicted model, not a curated record.
AUGACGACGCUCAAGGACAGCGUUGGGGCCGUUAUUACUACCACCAUGAUCGUGGGCGUCAUCAGUGCCACACGGCAGAACCGGGUAGCCCUGCCCUUCAGGGACACUUGCUGCUUCCCAGGAUGCUCACCUGUUCUGAGGAUCCUGGCGCUGGCUGGCUACGUGACAUUUCCAUCUCAAGACAAUGACUUGACUGCCUUUGAGUACUCACUCAGCCCGCUGAGAUCUAGACGAGGAAGAGAGGAGCGAAGGAAAAGGCGCCGUGAGAAGAACAAGGUCGCAGCCGCCCGAUGCCGGAACAAGAAGAAGGAGCGUACAGAGUUUCUGCAGCGGGAGUCAGAGCGGCUGGAGCUCAUGAACGCUGAGCUGAAGACCCAGAUCGAGGAGCUGAAGCAGGAGCGGCAGCAGCUCAUCCUCAUGCUCAACCGCCACCGCCCCACCUGCAUCGUGCGGACCGACAGCGUCAGGACGCCCGAGUCCGAAGGCAACCCACUGCUGGAGCAGCUGGACAAGAAGUGACUGCGGGCCAGGAGGAGGAUGCGGAGGAGGAGGGAAGAAGGAGGAGAGGCAAAGAGGGAGGAGGAGGGGUCCUGGAGGCCCUUCCUCAGCACAUCAGAAACUAUGCGAUGAGGCUCAGCCAGCCAGCACCAGGCAGGCUUUCUUGUGAAACUCAGAUCGGCCACACGAGGAGAAGAGCGGCCUGAAGACACCCAGUGGGAACAAGUGCUGAGACCAAAGUUGACCCGUGAGUGGCAGGGCUGUCCUGCCUAGGGUCCAGCUGGAAGGAGGCAGGAUGGGACACCUGUGCCAGAGAGAUGCCCAGCCAGGUAGCCUCGGGCACAUCUCUGGCCCCUCUGCCAAGAUACCCACCUGAGGGACCACCGAGCAGCCAGGAAAAGCCAUGAAUUGCAACCAAAAUGAAGCUGAGGAUGGAACUCAGCGUGAACUGCAGUCCUCCUGGCCUGAGUCUGCCGGGAGGCUGGAGAGGGGCACACGGGGGCCCUGCUGCCGGGCUAGGAGGCGGCAGCCAGGCCACCCUUGUGGCCCUGCAGGGUCGCUGUGGGCACUGAGGCGCGGGCGCCCUUCCAAAGCACAUACUCACCGAAUGUUUACAGACUGGCUGUCCUGGCAGGGCUGC